AACUAUUCUGCGCUCAAAUAGUACAAUUUGUUCAACAACAAUAUUGAUAAGAGAUGGGCAGCUCAUAUUCCUCUGGAAUACCGCAUUUAACAGCGGAUAUUCACACAAGUGAUGGCAAGGAGUUUAAAAUAUCAUACCAUGCUUUAGUUGAUCAUAUACUAUUGCUGCGUCAAGUAAUCAAGCAUUCUGAAAUAUGGCAGCAAGAAAAAAAGUUGAAUAGUUUUAUUAAAGAUUAUUGUAGACGUAUGGCGUAUCAAGCAUUUACAACUCGGCGUCAACAACGAAGGCUUCCAUGGGAAAUCGAAUGGAUCUGGCAUGUUCAUCGUCUGCAUCCAAUUGCUUAUAGCAAUGACUGUAUUAAUCAACUACCAGAUCAUAAAGUUGUGGAUAAAAAUUACACAAGAUUAAGAAUGAAAAAACAUCAACAUUAUCAUUCGUUUGUGCCGUUCAAAUCUAUAAAACACCGAUCUACAUUUAUUCCAUCGCUUGAUCUGGCAAGCGCUGUACUUCGCCAAAUUGAUUUCCUACAAAAAUUUCAGAAACAUAAUCUGUUUUCAAUGAAUUUGCAGAAGAUGAACAGAGAUUCGUUUGAAAAAAUGGUACAGAAUUAUGUUUCAUUUGUGAAGUUAGCUAACAACAAUGGAAUUAUUGUACCAACAUUUGAAAUUGAUUUGAUAUGGCAUACAUAUAUGAGAUUUCCCUCAAGUUAUCAAGAAACUUCAAUAGCCUUAUGUGGCUUUCUUCUUAACCAUGAUGAUUCUAUUGAAGACAACGUACUAACUGACGGUUAUCAGAAAACAGCUGAUCGAUGGAAGUCGACUUAUAAUGUAGAUUAUGGUAAAAAUAUUGAUAGAGAUGAACUAAAAACAUCACAAUAUCUCAGCUCCUGUGCAAUGAUAAUAGCACCGAUUUUUACAUAUCCACCAAGUGGCUAUGUAAGUAAUGGUGGAAAUGAUAUUGGCGCUAGCAAUGGUGGUGGUGGUGGUGGUGGUGGUGGCUGUGGAGGUGGUGGUGGUUGCGGUGGUGGUUGUGGUGGUUGCGGUGGAGGUUGUGGUGGUUGUGGGGGAUGA
Adineta steineri is the source of this 1070-nucleotide messenger RNA. The record is from the annotation of a GenBank genome assembly. Lineage: Eukaryota; Metazoa; Rotifera; Eurotatoria; Adinetida; Adinetidae.